AUGUUAACCCAACUCAUUACUCAUAGCCAAACUAGAAAAGACCUUAAUCAAAAGAUUCAGACAUAUUACUAUCUUGGAAAACUUCUUGAUCAACAUGCAGACCCAGCUACAAUAAAAGACUUUAUCAAAAGAAAACAAGGCAAAAGAAAAGCCAAAGACACUUGGCAUG
Cetraspora pellucida is the source of this 169-nucleotide messenger RNA. The record is from the annotation of a GenBank genome assembly. Lineage: Eukaryota; Fungi; Glomeromycota; Glomeromycetes; Diversisporales; Gigasporaceae.